This is a messenger RNA of Aspergillus versicolor CBS 583.65, 1770 nucleotides long. Its product is annotated as Rab geranylgeranyltransferase BET4. Lineage: Eukaryota; Fungi; Ascomycota; Eurotiomycetes; Eurotiales; Aspergillaceae. Gene Ontology annotation, molecular function: Rab geranylgeranyltransferase activity. Gene Ontology annotation, biological process: protein geranylgeranylation. The coding region runs from base 267 to 1346 and encodes 359 amino acids. The record is from RefSeq and is a predicted model, not a curated record. Gene Ontology annotation, cellular component: cytoplasm; Rab-protein geranylgeranyltransferase complex. The transcript is spliced from 4 exons.
ACCUGCGGCACUCAAGCUGUUAGAAAAUGCAACAAUGAAAGAGAGUAUGAGUUUAGAAGUCUGUGUUGAGUGGCAGUUGCUUGUAUGGUUCAGGAAUGGCACGUGACCUACUUGAUCGGGAAGCUGCCUGGUUGCACUUUUGAGCUUCUUGUUGACAUCCUUCUCGAAACCCAACGUCAUCUCACAGCUUUUGGCUCAAGAAUCAGUCUUGAGGAGGGGGAAAGAACGAACUUCCCGUACUGGUAAAAAAGGAAACAGUGUUCGAUAUGGCUAGUCAUGGAAUCCCCCGCCAUAGCUCACUCGAGGCGACCGGUGAAGCUCGCCAACAAGAGCUCCGCAGGAUCGAGCAAUAUCGUGAAUUAGAACAUGCUGUUCGAAAAGAGAUCGCCGCUUGUCAAUAUACGCCCCAGACUUUGCAAAGGCUAUCCGAGCUGUUGAAAAAAAACCCCGAAUAUUACACCAUGUGGAAUUAUCGGCGCCGAGUGCUUCAGCAUGAAUUUUCCCAAGCAGUCCCUGAGGGUUCAACAGAAGCCGACAUGGACCGAAUCAAGACUUUAAUUCAAACAGACCUGCAAUUUCUGAUCCCGCUUUUGCGUAGCUUUCCCAAAUGCUACUGGAUCUGGAACUACCGUCUGUGGCUUCUGGACGAAGCCAAACGCCUUCUUCCCAGAACGAUUGCCCGUAAAGUAUGGCAGGAAGAGCUUGCCCUGGUAGGUAAGAUGCUUAGUCUGGACAGCCGCAACUUUCAUGGUUGGGGUUACCGGCGCUUUGUGGUAGAGACUUUGGAGACCCUUUCUGCGCAAGAAGAUAACGAGAAGAAUAUGACCGAGGCGGAAUUUGAAUAUGCAAAGAAGAUGAUCGGCACCAACCUCUCUAACUUUUCUGCCUGGCAUUAUCGAACUAAACUGAUCCAGCGGUUACUUAGCGAGAAAUCAGCGAGUGACGAAGAGCGAAAGCAGAUUCUCGAUGAUGAGCUGGAACUUAUCCAUCGUGCCUUGUGUGACCCAUAUGACCAGUCAUUAUGGUUCUACCACCAGAACCUGAUGUGUACCUUUGACCCCACCAAGGCAAGCCAGACAAUGGCGCCAAAUUUGACGAAAGUAGAACGGCUAGAAUACGUUCGCCGGGAGAUCGAGGAAAUCCAGGAAAUGCUGGAUGGGGCGGAGGAUUGCAAAUACCUGUACCAAGCGCUUAUAGAUUGCACCCUGUUGGCUGCGAGGGUGGAAGGGUCACUACCAGAUGGAGCUCAAAAGGCGCAAGUUUUAGAGUGGUUGUCUGAGUUGAAGAAGCUAGAUCCUCUAAGAUCGGGAAGGUGGCGAGAGUUGGAACAGGCGCUGUGCAGUUAGAAGUCCAUCCCUUGCCUCGGGUGAGUGGAUUUUGUAUAGGUAAAUUGAGAUUUGGGAAUUGGGGUACGGGGAAAUCGCGAUCCUUGUUCAUGAUAAGAGAAUUUCUCAUUUGUCUGUUCCAGCGAGGGAGGUAGAGGGAAAGGCUGGACCGAAGCACGCUUAGACCGAGAACAGGGAUGUAUAAACACUGGAGGCGGCGUGUUCCUGGCUAGUUCACUGCUGGGCCGUGGAGUACGUGCGGUUAUGCGCUACCUCCCCAUUCUCGACCAGGGAUGCCGCAAUGCAGUGAGGUGCCACGCAGGGCACCUCCUACUAUAAGACCAGCCUGUGAAUUGAGGCUAGCAAUGAAAUUGGCUGCAUUGGUGAAUCAGAGCCAGUAAUGUGAAAAGAAGCACAGGAGGCCUCGGGAUAGACGUGGUGCCAA